AUGAAGAUCUUUGGCUGGGUUCGAAGUAAGAUAACAGGGAGACAAGAGAAGAAGUUCGAUAUAUGCCAUGGCUUUGAUCAUUGCUUUUCAAAGCAAAAUAGCUGCAAAGAAGAAUUCCAUGGCUGGCCACAAACAUUAUUGUCAAUAGGAACAUUUAGCAGCAAUGAAAUGCAGAAUGAGACCCAAAUAAUUUCCCAAACUUCAGAAUCGUUACAGGAAAAUGGAGACUUAAGUAUUGAAGAAGAAAUUAUAUUUCAGAAGGAAAUAAGCAAACUGCUAAAUCUGAAACAAGUUUUUAGCACAGAUAAAACUGAUCAAUCCUCAAGUUUGAAACUUGACAACAAUUCUACAUCGAAUAUCUGUAAUGGAUCAACGGAUGAUAUCAUCUUAAACAAUGCAAAAGAACUACUUGCUGCUAAACAUAAUGAGAUCAGGCGAAGGUCGCUGCUCUCUUUCCUUCUCAAGAAAAUGUUUGUGUGCAGAAGUGGAUUUGCUCCGCAGCUAAGCUUAAGGGAUCCAAUUCCUGAAUCAUGGAUAGAAAAAGUAUGA
Molecule: messenger RNA, 549 nt
Organism: Phalaenopsis equestris
Lineage: Eukaryota; Viridiplantae; Streptophyta; Magnoliopsida; Asparagales; Orchidaceae
Exons: 3
Coding region: 1-549 (182 amino acids)
Biological process (GO): regulation of growth; gravitropism
Source: RefSeq, a predicted model, not a curated record